This is a messenger RNA of Penicillium manginii, 684 nucleotides long. RefSeq lists its product as uncharacterized. The transcript has a single exon. Gene Ontology annotation, biological process: chromatin remodeling. Gene Ontology annotation, cellular component: Ino80 complex. The record is from RefSeq and is a predicted model, not a curated record. The coding region runs from base 1 to 684 and encodes 227 amino acids. Lineage: Eukaryota; Fungi; Ascomycota; Eurotiomycetes; Eurotiales; Aspergillaceae.
AUGCCACCCCCAACCAAACCCGCCGACGACGAAGCCCACCAAGCCCUCCUCAACGAACUAGACAUCGGCAUCAUCCCCAAACCCUUCCGCAACGCCCACUGGAAACCCUCCCAACGCCGCAACAAGAACAUAAAGCAAAUCAUCUCCGAGAACUCACGCAAAGAAGCAUCCGUCCUCGCGACCCAAGCCAACUCCGGCGCAACAACCCCCUUCACAACCGCCACCGACGGCUCCCAGACUCCCGCCGACGCAGGGCCAGCACCAUCGGGCAACAAAGCGCCCAAUCUCGCGCAAGCUUCGCAGAAUCUCUCCACAAUGGUGCUGGAGAAGAAUGCCCGCGCCUUUGCGACGGGUCCGUCUGUCACAUACACGAAUAUCGAGUCAGCGCCGUCCCUGAGUGCGGCGCACCAGCGUCACUAUUGUGAUUUGACGGGAUUGCCGGGUCCGUAUACGGAUCCGAAGACCAGGUUGCGGUAUCAUGAUAAGGAGCUUUUUGGGGUUAUUCGGUCGCUGGCGCAGGGGGUUCCCGAGAGUUAUCUUGAGGCUAGGGGGGGCUCAUACGGUGUUGAAAUAAAUGAGAGCAGCGGAGUGGAGCGGAGCAGAGCAGAGCAGUGGAAACGAAUGCCAUUGCUGUUCGCUCUCUACGAAAGUACAUAUGAUAAUUUGCAAGGUGUGUUUUCUUGA